Numida meleagris (helmeted guineafowl) is the source of this 1650-nucleotide messenger RNA. It is a transcript of the gene PDCD7, whose product is annotated as programmed cell death 7. Bases 41 to 1354 code for a protein of 437 amino acids. The record is from RefSeq and is a predicted model, not a curated record. The transcript has 5 exons. NCBI's taxonomy places the organism in Eukaryota, Metazoa, Chordata, Aves, Galliformes, Numididae.
CGGCAGGGGGCGCUGUCGCAGGCGCCGCCGGGCCUCCAAGAUGGCGCAGCCCCCGCCGCCGUUCCCGGGCCGCUUCGCGCCGCCGCCAUUCCGCGCCUUCCCCCCUCAGGCAGCGGGGCCGUUCCCGCCGCCUCCCGCUCCGUUCUCCGUCCCGGCCGCCCGCCCGACUCUUCCUCCUUUCCUCCUGCCUCCUCCCUCCGAGCCCGGCCCGUUCUUCCCUGCCCCCCGCGGCCCCGCCGCCCCGCCGCUUUUUCCCCCGUGGCCUUCGGCCGAGCGGCCGCCGCCCUCGCGGGACCCGGAGGACGAGGACGCGGCGCAGCGGCAGCGCGAUGAGCAGUGGCUGGCGCAGUUCCUUGCCCGGCGCGGCCCUCCCGCCGUGCCCCCGCCGCCUCCCGACGCCGCCAGCCCCGAGCUCGGGCGGCAGCUGGCCGUGCGGGCCCUGGGGGCCGUGGGCCGCCUGGCAGCGCUGUGCCGGGCCCUGCGGCGGCGCGAGGCCGAGGGACGCGAGGAGGGCUGGGAGCGGGAGCGGGCCGAGGCCGAGGCGCUGCUGGAGGGGCUGCGGGAGGCGGUGCGGCCGCUGAGGGAGCCCGGCUACCUGCGGGAGCUGGGCAGGAAGGCCGAGAAGGCGAGGAAGAGGAGGGAGCGGCUGCAGAGGAGGAAGCGGGAGGCCCGCGCGGCCAAGGAGGAGGAGGCGGCCCGCGCUGCGGAGCGGGAGGCUGAGAUCGACCGAUGGAGGGCCAAGUGCAUCCAGGAGGUGGAGGAGAAGAACCGGGAGCGGGAGCUUAAGGCUGCUGCAGACAGUGUCUUAUCUGAAGUAAGGAAGAAGCAAGCAGAUACAAAGAGAAUGGUGGACAUCCUGGGCGCCUUAGAAAAGCUUCGGAAACUGAGAAAAGAGGCUGCUGCCAGGAAAGGUGUUUGUCCGCCUCCCUCAGCAGAUGAAGCAUUUGAAAAUCAGGUGGAAAGUCUCAGAGCAUUGCUCAAAAAUCGCACAGAGCUGUAUGAAGCUGAGGAGAGAGCACUGAGAGUGAUGCUGGAGGGAGAACAGGAGGAGGAAAGGAAGAGAGAAAUGGAAAAGAAACAGAAGAAGGAAAGGGAAAAGCUUCUACAGCAGAAACGUGAAAUUGAUUCCAAGCUGUUUGGAGAUCCAGAUGAAUUUCCUCUCGCCCAUCUGCUGCAACCUUUCAGGGAAUAUUACUUACAAGCUGAGCAUUCUGUAGCAGCUCUAAUCCAGAUCAGGCACGAAUGGGAUCAGUACUUGGUGCCCGCUGAUCACCCCGAAGGAAGCUGCAUCCCUCCAGGAUGGGUUCUUCCGACUCUCCCCACGAAUGACACUUGGGCCACUGCUGUCAGAUAACUCAGCAAUAAAUUAUUGUUGCACUGGAGGAGUGUUUCAUUGUAAUUGGUGGUGGCAGUGUGCGAGGACCCAGCGAGGAGGUGGCCCUUGGGUCCUGGUUGUGCUCAGGAAGCCUGUAGCCAGGGACUGGAAUGCCUUGAAGAGGACUGUACAAGAUGGUUUUGUUUCCUAACUGCAGGGAGAUAUCUGAGUGACUCCAAGGCUGUCAGCCCUCUCGUAGCACAGAAUUACGAUGCUGCUGUGAGUUCUUAUUAACAAAUCACAAUCUUAAUAAAGUAAUGUUGCUGACAAGGUGA